AUGGUUAUACACGAGCUUGUCAUCACUUCCAAAGAUCCUUCUGAUUCUUGGCGCCCUUCCCCCCACCCAAAUAUCGGUCAACUUUGGAAAUUACGAGGUGUUUCUCGUAGCUUCGCUGCGGAAAUCGAACGCGAAGUCUUCUCUCAACAGCCAAGAGAGUUCUACAGCCACCGUAACGUUCAGCGCCUGGUCAAGACGCACUUCUCAAGAUUCAUGUUGCAAGUCUCACGGAAGCCAGGCAGUGUGAAUCAGAUGAUGUUUACAUGGCUCCAACGUAUGGUUCAGUACGUCGUGGAACAGGUCGAAUAUGAAGACAAAGAGCAACGCACCGAAGUCAUUGACAAAACUUACAAUGGCUUCAGUAAGAUCCUCCCGAUGGAUGAUGUAAUUCAUGCCUUGUGGUGUGAUAGUGUUGGGUGUUCGAACUGCUCCAGAUUGCUCGGUUCAGAGCUCCCUAUACGUCUUCCCUAUCACGAUAAGUUUUGCGCUGCCCUAGCCGCCAGCAAUCAUCGUCUUCUUUCCAAAAUUCUCCCAAAGCUUGAUACCACAGACAGAGAUCGGCUCAUCACCACGCAGCCUAUCUUAUUUGCAGUACAAAUGCGUGACUUGACAUCGCUCAACACCAUUCUCCGUUAUCUCGAGACACAGCUCACGUCAACACAAAUCUUCUUUACGGCUGAAUACGAAAUGUUUUCCAUCUCGAGGUGCAUCAGCAUCACACUGUGGGAGAAAUAUCUUCCCGCUGCUCAACUUCUGCUCGACUAUUACGAGAAAAAUCUGCCUUGUCCUUCAAGCAGGACCUACAGCGGAUGGGUCGCCGAAGCAUCCGCAAAUUGCUCGCUCGAUCAGUUACAAGCCCUCAAGGCCGUUCUCCGCUUCAAUACUGGUAGGUGGAACUUGAUUGGACCUGACACACUUGGUGCUGUGUACGCCCAAGGUAACUCUGCAGCUAUUCAGGAGGUCCUCCAGCAUGUCGAAGAUAUUAACAAAGGAACACUUUCGACAGCCCCUUUUUUCAUCGCUGUUCGAUCUGGACGUGCAAUCGCCAUACAGGCCUGUCUUCAGGCGGGUGCCAACGUCAACCUCUCCGUGCGGCCGAACAUGCGGGCGAUUGGCAGGACACACAUAACGCCUCUUGAAACCGCUGCCCAUCGACAUGACGUCUCGAUUGUUAGAACCCUUAUCGAAAGUGGCGCGACAAUUCCGCAUAUCUCAAAAUGGCCGACACAUGCGCGCACGUACCGCUUACUGCAUGAAGCUGCAUCAAAACUCACCGAUGUCGUACUCCCUGACUUGGAGCAUUUCAAGCGAUGUAACAAGAACGAUCUGAAGGCGUUGAGAUAUUAG
This is a messenger RNA of Alternaria arborescens, 1347 nucleotides long. RefSeq lists its product as hypothetical. The transcript has a single exon. NCBI's taxonomy places the organism in Eukaryota, Fungi, Ascomycota, Dothideomycetes, Pleosporales, Pleosporaceae. The record is from RefSeq and is a predicted model, not a curated record. Bases 1 to 1347 code for a protein of 448 amino acids. Gene Ontology annotation, molecular function: protein binding.